Fraxinus pennsylvanica is the source of this 777-nucleotide messenger RNA. NCBI's taxonomy places the organism in Eukaryota, Viridiplantae, Streptophyta, Magnoliopsida, Lamiales, Oleaceae. The record is from the annotation of a GenBank genome assembly.
AUGAACCAGCAAAGAGAAGGUGAGUCUCAUCGCUUGGCAACCCCCAAAUGGAGAUUAUCAGUGGGUUCAAUUGAGAAUAGUCACAUAGAAGCUCGAGGAAGUGAUAAGAUUUUGGAGAUGAUGGAAAAGAUUGAAUGUGCAUUGCUUGGGGAUACUUCCAACUUGAUUUUGAUGUUGUUUGUUCACUGGGGUGAUGAAAAGUGGAUGAAAGAUACUGGGAUGGGAUGGAUGAGUGGAAUGGGACCAGAUCAGAAAUCUUAUACGAUCAUGGCGGAGUGUCAACGUAAUGACGAUGUCAGAGCAACAGUUGCUCUCACGGUGCACCUCCACCUCUGUGGCGAUGUCAUCGUUGCACACAAAAAUAAAAAGAAGAUUUUGCACGAUCUGGGAAAAGACAAUUUGCGGAAAGACGCUACUGCCAUCUGUCGCGAUUUGAUUCAGCAUGCGAAUGGAGUCGUCGCUUCAGGGGCAAUGAUGUCUUGCUGCGAAUGGCGUGAACGUCGUUGUAAAUCGCAAAUCUACAUCGACGCGUCACCCUGGGACCACCGCCACCAUGACUUCCACAUAGCAACCGCAGCAACGCCCGAGAGUGCCGCUGCUACAUGGGACGGCAGUGGCACCGAGGUUUUCCAUUGCGUUUCGCGCGAAGUGGCGGUAACCGAAGGCACCACAAUAAUGCGCAAGUCGCGACAACAAUCUGUGCUUCCCACCAUCACGGCGCAUACGUCCUCCUCUUCUCCUCUUGCGGUGCGGGUCCUUCAAUAUGGAAGACGGUGA